CGAAUUGUCUUGGAGUGGCCACAGGAGGCGGUGUGUGUGGUGGAGAGGAGGUGAAGGACCAGCAAAAGGGAAUUAGGUUUUAUGGCCCUCACCUGCUUUCUGUUGGCAUGCGUUGCCUCAUUUUCGUUUGUUUGGUGUGGCGUGGUGUCCGGUUUCCCCGUGGCUUCUUUUUCCUUGUUGGAUGUUUGCUUGUCUUAAGGUGACGGGCAGCCUUAUAGAUGAUCCGUAAUAUAGCACCCCUCGGUGACGGAACGAGUUUUCACGGUGCACAAUGAAGUGGAAAUAAAGAGUUGAAGCACCUGUCGAGACUCCCGUUUAUUGACCCAGGGGCAGCUACAGUGAAAACUCGACCAUCGGAAGAGUAAGGCUUCAGCUAAGAAAAUCAACGUUAUUGCACAAGUAUUUGAUAACGGCGGUCCGGCCCAGUGUACGCCCCUUUCGCGCACCGGCGAGCUCAGCCAAUGGACGGUAUUUGUUACGCUUCUAGUUCAAGCGAACUGGGUAGCGAUACAUAAGAGACUGGUGAUAAAGCCUAUGAUUAAGUGCUUAAUGUUUAGGGUUUGAAUGUGUUUUAUAAUGUAUUCCUUUUCUCCUUUUUGGGGUUGAAGGGUAAAGUUAUAUUGAUUAAAAUAUUUGUAGUUUAUUGUUGUGGUUUAAUGUCGAAUUUUAGUAUUGUUUGGUGAAUUUGGAAAUUGUAAACUAAAGGGUAAAUGAGGUAAAAUGUCCGUUAAAAAUCAAGUUCUAGAUAAUACUGCCGACCAACCAAGCAGGUCCAGCUCCCGUCAAAGAGUUUUGACCGAGAAGGGUCAGGAGCUGCGUAGAGAGAGAGCCGAACAACAUGAAAGGUCUUUUAUGAAGGAAUAUGAUGUGUGGAAACAAACAGCUCGAGAUUCCAGGACGAAAUUGAAGCGAUUUUGUACAGUGAAUGACCUUAAUGUAAUCCAGCAGAAUUUAAAAACUAAUUAUGAUUUAGUAUGUCAGUCCUAUGAGCCCAUCAGGCGUAACUGCACUGCCACACCAGACAUUAUUAAGAAAAUGGAUGCUUGUGUUUCUCUCACCGCCGAAAUCGGCGAACUUGUAGUUAAAAGAAAGGAAACUAUUGAAGAAGUUUUUAAUGAUGAAUUGGAGAAAGAACGAGUGAGGAUGACCCUAAAUAAAGGGGAGUAUGGGUCCAUUUUUGGAGGUACAGAUACAGAGACUGUGAUUUCUGAAAUGUCGGUAGCUUGUCCUCCUUCCUCCCAUUCAGUGGUUUCAAGUAAAUUAGCAGAGGCUGAGGCAGAGUUCGCUGUUAAGGUGGAACAGGCAAAGGCGGUGAGAAAAAUUCAAGCUCAACAAAUGAAAAUGUGCAAAUUGGAGAAUGAAUGGAAAUUAGAAGAAGCGAAGAUGCUGGCUGAAAUUAAACAGAAGGAAGUUGAAAUGCGUUUCAAACAAGAGGAGGAGAAGCUGCGGUUAAAACAAAUAGAAGCAGAAAAUGAUGUGGAGGUGGCAGUGGCGCGUUUGAGGGCUUAUAGGGAUUUAGAAGACGGUUUGAGGAAUCAGGGAGAAAAGGGUGAUCAAGGAGAUAUCCGGUCUAGUCACCAAGGGAAGGAUAUCGGGGAUCCAUCAAAUUCAGGGGUUGUACCGCUUCAAUCUCAACAGACAUUAAUCGGAGUUAAAAAUCAGGAGACAGCUGACUUAGCUCAAGCCAUUGCGGGUUCCUUGAGCAUGUGUCACCUGUCUCCCCCCGACUUGGCAACCUUUUCCGGGGACCCCUUGAAAUUUAUUGACUGGAAGAUCUCCUUUAUGACUCUUAUUGGUAAGAAACCCCUCCCAGUCUGUGAAAAAAUGUUAUAUUUGAAACAUUACCUUGUAGGGGAGGCACGCAAGGCUGUGGAGGGAUUUUUUUAUAGAAAUUCUGAGGAUGCCUAUCACAGUGCUUGGACAUUGUUAGAGGAGAGAUAUGGAAAUCCAUUUAUCGUCCAGAGAGCUCUCCGAGAAAGGCUUAUGAAAUGGCCUAGGAUCAGUGAAAAUGAUCCCUUGGCCCUUAGAGAUUUUGUGGAUUUUUUAAAGGGGUGUGCUGAGGCUAUGCCUUAUGUCAAGGGAUUGGACAUUUUGAACGAUUGUGAGGAAAAUCAUAAAUUGCUUAAGAAGUUACCGGAGUGGAUUGUACGUAAAUGGGGUAGGUUUGUUGUUGAUGAGUUAGAUGCAUCCGGUAAUUAUCCAGGCUUUUUGCAUUUUGUGGAUUUCCUGCAAAAGGAGGUCCGUAUUGUAUGCAAUCCUAUUGUUUCCCCUUUCUUAUUGAACUCUAAGGCAGCGGAAGAUAAGUCAAAGCGAGUCAGUACCUUUAAUACGAGCUCUCAAAGUGAUGCCCCCCCUUUUGAAACAAAUGUAACAAAUGGUUCUAAAUCAAGAAUAUCUUGUUUGGUUUGUGAAAAUGAAACGCACAGUGUAGCAAGAUGUCCCAUCUUCGCAGAGAAAACAAUUGAUGAUAAGAGAACCUUUAUUCGAGAGAACCGACUCUGUUUUGGUUGUUUGUGGGGGGGGGCACGUUAUGAGGAAUUGCAGGAGGCGGCACACGUGUGCUACUUGUGGACGGCGUCAUCCAACCUGUUUGCAUAG
Molecule: messenger RNA, 2598 nt
Organism: Archocentrus centrarchus (flier cichlid)
Lineage: Eukaryota; Metazoa; Chordata; Actinopteri; Cichliformes; Cichlidae
Exons: 3
Coding region: 721-2598 (625 amino acids)
Source: RefSeq, a predicted model, not a curated record